Aspergillus costaricaensis CBS 115574 is the source of this 459-nucleotide messenger RNA. RefSeq lists its product as uncharacterized. The record is from RefSeq and is a predicted model, not a curated record. The transcript is spliced from 4 exons. NCBI's taxonomy places the organism in Eukaryota, Fungi, Ascomycota, Eurotiomycetes, Eurotiales, Aspergillaceae. The coding region runs from base 1 to 459 and encodes 152 amino acids.
AUGAUCACAUUCUUAGGACUGAGGACAAGUGCAACUCGACGAUUUCCUGGAAGAGCGAACAUGUUCGUGGAACCUUUCACAAUCUCCCACGUGCAUGUGGGACUUCAAGUGAUUCUGUGGAAAAGGCUAAUUCUAUUUUUGCAGUAUCUAGAUCUCAAACUCCCCGCAGUGAAAUACUACAGACAAUGUACACAUGCCGCAUCAACAACCAUCAAAGGAACAGCAGCUCAGCAUCUCAAUACUCUUCUCUCAAUACUACUCAGAUUAUUACUUCUCAGAACUCCCAUACCUACAAUCUACCUCACGCAAGGCAGAUGCGCUACAAGCGGUUCCAACAAACAUCAUCCUAAAUUCAUCACGCCGAAGGAUCAACUUCACCUCGUGACAGAUACGUGGUCCAUGCAGGAUUCACACUGUACCAACUACGUAGCUGAAUGGUAUAGCAUGGUUCUGGACUAG